AUGACCGCUCUCCAUGCCCACUUCCACCAACGCAACCAGCAGGCCUUCCAGCGCCUGCUGGACUCCGGCCGGACCCCGCACUCCGGACCCAGCACCAGCGGAGGCAAGUCCUGGUCGCGCCCCAGUCCGCUAAGUGCCGCCUCGUCUGUGGAUGUGAACGCGAGGGACCAUUUGGGGAGGACCGUCCUCCACCUGGCCGCGUCCGCGCAGGAUGCCGCCGCGACCGAGUACGUCCGGAUGCUGCUCGCGCACCCUACCAUCAGCGUGAACGUCGCCGAUGCGGAGAGUCACUGGACGCCCCUGCACCGCGCGCUCUACCAUGGCAAUCUCGCGACGGCGUUGCUCCUGCUGCAACGACAGGACAUCGAUACGUCCGUACGAGACACCGAGGGGUACACGCCCUUUGACCUAUACAACUCCACCAUCGAAGGGACCAUGCCCGAGAAAGACGCGAAUGAGCGCGGCGACGAACUGUACACCUGGGGUUCGAAUAGGAACGCCGCGCUCGGCGUGGGGGAUGGAGACGACAGGACAUACCCGGAACUGCUGUCCUUGCGCAUCUCCCCUGUGCCGGAGACGGAGCCCAUUGACAGCCGGUUCACACCCAUCCGUGUGAGGCAAAUCGUAAUGUCCAGGCUGCACACCGUGAUCGUAACAGACGAGCCCAGGGCAAACCUUCGUGUAUGCGGGUUCGGCAGCGGCGGGCGUUUGGGGCCCGGUCAACAUACCCAAUACGCCCCAAUUCCCCUGCCGGGAUUCAACCAGACCGUCAAGUCCGUCGCGCCUGGGCAGGAUCAUACCCUUAUUCUCACCAAGACCGGAGAGGUCUACAGCUGGGGAUUGAACAGGUUCUCGCAGUUGGGAUAUGUUGUCGAGACUGCCACUGGUGCGCGGAGCGAAGAACCCAUCCAGGCGACUCCGCGAAGGAUUUCCGGGGCUAUCAGAAACAGGACCGUCCUCGGCGUCGCUGCAUGCAAGACCGCAUCAGUGUGUUGGACUGCCGACGAAGUCUUCACCUGGGGCACCAACAACGGGCAACUUGGGUAUGAUCGGGCAGCACAUCCUGUGCAACUCCAGCCUCGAGUAGUUACCAAAAUUACUAAACCAGUAACCUCGGUCUCCAUAACAGACUCCGCUCUAGCGUGUCUCGUGGAUACUCAGGAAGUGAUUUGCCUAUGGAACGAUGGUCAUUUCAAAGUCAACUUCCCUGCCUAUUCAUUCCCGUCCGAGUUCGUCGCAUACCGCCCUCCACAGGCUGCUACUCGGAACAGCGCCAGCAUCGACAAGAUCACAAGCUGCGAAGAUACUUUCGCUGCUCUAUCUUCCAGCGGAGAGGUCUUUACCUUUUCCCUUCCGCCCCCACCAGACGUUGGAGCCAGCGCAACGAAGUCCCGCUUCGUAGUGCAGCCGCAGCGCGUUUGGGCACUCCGAAAGCAGUUCAGUGCCGUCCGCGAUGUUGCCCUCGGCGUUGACGGCUCCAUCAUCAUCUGCACUGAGUCUGGUCAUGUCUUCGUGCGCUCGCGCAACUUGAAGGCCGGCCAAAGCAGCUCGGCAAAGACCUUCCGGUUCCAGCGUAUCCCCUACAUACAGCGCGUUACGCAGGUCUGCGCGAACGCUACUGGGGCAUUCGCUGCCCUGCGUUCUGACUGGGUUCCAGAAGAAGUCAAAGUCGUUGGUCAUCGGCUUCCCCAGGACCUCGCGACGAUCCAGCCCUACUUCCAUCUGUUGUCGCGCACUACCAAGGAGGAUGUCGCUCCUGUUCCCAUCGUUACUUCUGCCGAAGCUUCCCCUGCUACGGUGUCUCCACCGGACGCGGAGUCGGACGGGGAAGAAGAGGAUGCCGCCGUGCAGCACGACAUCAGGCAGCUGAAGUCCCUAUGCGAGGUCAUCCUUCGUCUCAAGGAGGCUCGCAAAGGGACAGAAGCAAAGCCUGUGCUCGAUCUGGAGGACAUGCCUUUUGGCGCAGACCUGCUCGUCCACGUCCAGUCCUCCGGCAUCGAGCUUCCGGCCCACCGCGCGAUCCUCGCUGCCCGUUCUACGGUACUAUGCCAGGUCUUGGCAGACGGCAAGACGGUGCGGGAUCCGCGCUCCAGCCUCUCCGUGCAGGGCCACGCCAAUAAAGCUGCGUCGCGCCGGUCUCGCCUAACGUUCACUGGAUGGCACCCGCUCUCGGUGCUCAUCCUGUUCGUCUACCUAUAUGCGGACGAGCCCUUGGCGCUAUGGGACCACCGCAUCGGGCACGCAGUCCUGCACCAGCUGGAGCGGGUGAAGGCCAAACCUGCCCAGAUCAAGACAGAGCUGCAGUCCCUUGCGUCAGUCCUGGACCUGCCUGCGUUGUUGGACGUCCUCGACGCGCCGGUCAAGCGCGCCCCGAAGGCAACACUGUCGCGCGACUUGCAACAGCUCUUCGCCGUGAACCAGGCCGAGGGUGUAAGCUCCGCGCGACCACUGUCUGGGGACCUGGUCUUGCAGCUUGCCGAGCGCAAGGUCUACUGCCAUUCGGUAAUUCUACGCGCGCGCUCUCCGUUCUUUGCUGCCUUCUUCGACGACAAGGAUUGGACGUCGAAGCGGUGGACGCCAGAGGGCACCGUCAUCGUCGACCUCAAGCAUCUGAAGUGGCGCGCGAUGGAGCCGGUCCUGAAGUACUUGUGCGGCGGCGACGACAAGGAGAUGUUCGACGUCGUCACGGACGUGCGGUCGGUGGACGAGCUGCUCGACUUCAUGUUCCAGGUCAUGGCCGUGGCGAAUGAACUACACAUCGACCGGCUCAUGCUAAUCUGCUCCUGGGUCAUCAUGCGUCGCGUUUGGAUCAACAAUGUCUGUUCUAUCCUGACGGACGCCACCCACUACCACGCGAGGCCGCUCGUCCGGCUCCUGCAUGAAUACCUUGCGAUCAACAUGGAAGUGUUCCUAGAGAGCCGCAUGCUCGAGGACCUCGCCGCGGAGCAUAUCAAGCAACUUUCCGCGUACGUGCGCGCCGAGCAGACGCGCAAGUACCCCGUCUCGCGCUCGACGCGCAUCGUCGACAAGGCGAUGGAGACAUGGGGCGCGUGGCUCGCGUUACAGGACUUCCCGCAGCCGAUCGUCCCGUCUGCGCGCUCUGCAGCCUUCAGGGACUCCGCCAAGCUAUCGCCCCCAGGCCCGAGCAAGCGGGGGAACAGACAGUCGUCGGUCCCUAGCAGCCCGAUGCUGCGUCCGACGUUCUCUGCGCGCCCGGUCACGACGGGCAUUCCGGACGACGAGAUGUUCCUGAUGGACGAGCCGGAGUCUGCACCGCAGCCGUCGCCCACGCCCCCGCGCGUGUCGGGUGGCGAGUCGUCGUCCGCAAAGGCCGCCAGCGGAUGGAAGUCAAUCACAUCCCCACCGAAAGUGGACAUGAAGGCGAUCAUGGCUGAGGCCUCCACCAAGGUCGGCGUUGCGCGUCCCCCUGCCGCUCGUGGUCCUACCAGCAGUCUUGAAGCCAUCUCACGAGGACCCCCUCCCGCUCGACCUUCGGCAGAGGGCAUGUCCAAGGCCGUGCCUCUACCUCGUGCGCCUUCAGGUGGCCAGUCAUGGAGGACUCCGCCGCAAGGCGCUACACCCAGCGGUACGCCUGCGACCGCAUCCGUCUCGCUGCCUCCUGCGAAGGAAGUGCGACCUCAGCCAAGCGGGCUGCCGUCCACACCUACUGUUGUACCAGCAGCGGGCCCAUCUACCCCCCGGUCCCAACCAGGAACGCCGCGCAAGCCUGUCGCUCCCGGUCUGGGCCCAGUGUUCACGCCGACGAAGCAGGCGUCAACAUCGUCUGGCGCGUCGUCAAUCCGCCGCGUAUCGAGCGGCAGUGUGUGGACACCGCCUCCCGUCCAGCCCGUCCAACCCGUUGUGCGGGCAUCCUCCUCGAACUCCGCCGUGUCCUUCGCCGCGAUCCAGCUGUCCCAGCUCGAGCAGGACGCUGCUCCCGCGAAGGACAAGCGCACGCUCGUCGAGAUCCAGGAGGAGGAGCGUGCUCGCCAGGUCGAGGAUGACUUCCUCCGUUGGUGGACGGCCGAAGAGGAGCGCUUGAAGGGGGAGCAGGCGGCCGUCGCUGCGCUCGUCUCGGGCAAGCCGCAGAAGCCAAAGAGGGUGCGCGCGCCGAAGAGCAAGCCGCCGGCGCCUGGGGGAGGGGAGGCGCCGCGGGGCGGCGGCAAGGCGAAGAACGCGGACGGGCCUAAGCCGCAGCGGACGAAGCCCGCUGAGCGAAGUCGCGGGGGCGAGGCUCUAGCCCAGCAGGUGCCGGAGCAGGGCCAGGGCGGGAAGCCGCGUCGACGACGUCCUAUACCAGGCGCUACCAGGGAGGAGGUCCGCAAGUCAGAGGCCUAGCCAUGAUGCGUCACGCCGCGGUAUGUACCAUUUGACGUAGAAUUUGCGUAGAUGUGUACAUGUACAGCAUAUGCAUAUUGAUCGGGUAGAGCAGCGAAUACCAACAAGAUCGGUGGUUAUUGUGGAUGCUGCAUCCUUCGUGGUUCGUCUGUAUAGGUACAAUAUAGAUUACAUGGACAUAGCUUCUGG
Messenger RNA from Trametes versicolor FP-101664 SS1, 4527 nucleotides. RefSeq lists its product as uncharacterized. Lineage: Eukaryota; Fungi; Basidiomycota; Agaricomycetes; Polyporales; Polyporaceae. The record is from RefSeq and is a predicted model, not a curated record. The transcript is spliced from 9 exons. Gene Ontology annotation, molecular function: protein binding. The coding region runs from base 1 to 4338 and encodes 1445 amino acids.